AUGUGGCAUCCAGAUAAUUUUGUGUUUAUACCUGGUCAAACACCAUUGACUUCUUUGAAAUUUCUUCUAUUUAUUUCGUUCGUUCAUUUCAUUAUUACAUAUGCUUUAGAAAUAUAUAUGGCUAAACGUGCUAAACCAAUAAAUGUACGUCGUAUUCAACGUUAUAAUAAUAUAAUUAUUGGUAUAUAUUCAGCUAUAUCAUUUCUAUCAGCUAAUAUAAUUGCAUAUAGAGAUGAUCGAUUUGUUUCUUGGAAUCGAUUAGUAUGUCAUAGAUCAACCCCAAGAGGCUCCUAUAUGCUUCUAUGGUAUAUAUUCUAUUUGAGUAAAUUAUGGGAAUUUCUCGAUGUUUACUUGGUUAUUUUAAAUAAAACUCCAGUACUUAUGCAUUUUCGUUGGCAUCAUCAAACAACACCAUCAGUUGUAUUAGCUGGUUUAAUUGGUUAUAUAUCAUAUGAAUGGCCAACAAUUGUUUCCAAUACACUUCUUCAUACAUUUAUGUAUCCACAUUUUGCUGGUAUUUGGAAUUUAUAUCCGAUUCUUCUUGUAUUAGCUGCUUGGCAAAUAAUUGCUGGUUUCGGUUUCAGUCUCUAUGCAAUAAUAUUUCACUGUGAUGGUUCAUUUUAUGCUCAAUUAUAUGGUUUAUUUAUCUACAGUACUUAUUAUAAUGUUAUAUGUAUAACUUGA
This is a messenger RNA of Rotaria sp. Silwood2, 684 nucleotides long. The record is from the annotation of a GenBank genome assembly. NCBI's taxonomy places the organism in Eukaryota, Metazoa, Rotifera, Eurotatoria, Philodinida, Philodinidae.